AAAGAGAAAGGCAAUUAGGGCCGGAGACCAAUGGUCACCCGGGAAAACUAUACACAAAAAAUGGCAGAGGGGCCUUCUAGCCCACGCGAAGCAUCACAGGAACAGAAGCCAUGGCAUGCUUACACCGCAGAGGAUCUGAAGCAGACCGUUUUUGGAACCACGGACUCCGCCCUCCGUUCUGCUCGUUCUCUGCAAGAGAAUUCAUCGACCCAUUUCCGUUCAUUGCAGACUUUCACAGCGCAGUUGAAAUCCCAGUAUAAAACUUAUGAAGAUGCUGUCUUCAAGAAAGUCAAAGAUGAGUUGAUGAGUGCACAAGAGCACCCAGCUGUGGCAGGUGGAAUAGCUGUUACAGCAGGUCUUCUUCUUAUGCGGGGUCCAAGAAGGUUUCUGUUUCGUCAUACAUUGGGCCGACUUCAGAGUGAGGAGGCACAAUUUCUUAGGGCUGAGAAGAAUGUCAAAGAGCUGACUCUUUCUGUGGAUUUAAUGAAGAAUGAAAGUAAAAAGCUCCUUGAAAGGGCAACUCUCGCUGAAAAGGAUAUGAAACGUGGUUAUGAUCAACUAAUGAAUGCUGGGGCUGACAUUCAAAGACUUGCUAAAUCAGUAUACAAGAUUGAAGCUCAAGCAGCUGAUUUGAUGGAUGGGCUACGGGAAAUUCCUGGCAGGGAGGCUUUGAAGCUUCGAGCAGAGGUUGCUUCCAUGGCAUCUCUGGUGAAACAACAGAGAAGUUCUCUGGACAAGAGGAUAAUGAAAAUGUCAGAGUUGGGAGUUGCGGUCUGAUGAUAAGAGAUCCUGUGGCUGUUGAGUGGGGAAGGCUUUGCAGGUCUGUCCAUUCUGCGUUGGGACAAAUGAAUGUGUUAUAAAAAGGAAAUACAUACGAUUACUGGUUCUGGCAGCUUCAAAUUCUGCAGAUUUUUUUAUUUUAUUGCGGGGGAAGUUCUAUUAAACUUGUUCUUACUUCUCUUUCCUUCCAGUAAUGUUAAACUGGUUUUGUGAGAGACUGGGGAUACGUGUGGAUGUCCUUCAUUCUAUACUUCCUAAAAUCUCUUUUGUCAUAGGAAAUAAUAUGCUUCAAACCUUCAAUUUCAA
Messenger RNA from Nelumbo nucifera (sacred lotus), 1086 nucleotides. Its product is annotated as chromosome-associated kinesin. NCBI's taxonomy places the organism in Eukaryota, Viridiplantae, Streptophyta, Magnoliopsida, Proteales, Nelumbonaceae. The record is from RefSeq and is a predicted model, not a curated record.